CGGCCGUCGAGCGGCGGCUCCGAAGGCCGAGAAAUUCCACCGUCUUCAGCGCUUGGCUUGGAAGAUGGAACCCGGGCCCGACGGGGCGCCGCUGGCUGGCCUGGCCUGGUCCUCGGCCUCGGCGCCCCCGCCGCGGGGAUUCAGUGCGAUAUCCUGCACUGUGGAGGGGGCUCCCGCCAGCUUCGGCAAGAGCUUCGCGCAGAAAUCUGGCUACUUCCUGUGUCUCAGCACCUUGGGCAGCCUGGAGAAUCCGCAGGAGAACGUGGUGACCGAUAUCCAAGUCCUGGUGGACAAGAGCCCCCUCCCGCCGGGCUUCUCCCCGGUCUGCGACCCCCUGGACUCCAAGGCCUCUGUGUCCAAGAAGAAACGCAUGUGUGUGAAGUUGGUGCCCCUGGGGGCCGCAGACACGGCCGUGUUUGACAUUCGGCUGAGCGGGAAGACCAAGACGGUGCCUGGAUACCUUCGAGUUGGGGACAUGGGUGGCUUUGCCAUCUGGUGCAAGAAGGCAAAGGCCCCUCGGCCAGUGCCCAAGCCCCGAGGUCUCAGCCGGGACAUGCAGGGCCUCUCCUUGGACCCACCAGGCCAGCCCAGCAAGGGACGCUUCCCGGAGGGGACGUUGUCGAGACUGGGCUCGCGCGCCUCCACCCUGCGGAGGAGUGACUCCAUCUAUGAGGCUUCCAACCUCUACGGCAUCUCAGCCAUGGAUGGGGUUCCCUUCACGCUGCACCCCCGAUUCGAGGGCAAAAGCUGCGGCCCUCUGGCCUUUUCUGCCUUUGCUGAUCUUACCAUCAAGUCGCUGGCAGACAUCGAAGAGGAGUACAACUACGGCUUCGUGGUGGAGAAGACAGCAGCUGCCCGCCUGCCCCCCAGCGUGUCGUAGCCCCUUUGCCACUCCAGGGAAGCAUCUGCUCCCCGCACCGCGGGACUGGCAGCUGCCCCGCCCUAGCCCGUUUUGGGGACCUUGGCGGCGCAGGGCAUUCUGGACCCUCAGCCACCUGGGAGGCUGCCACCAUGGAGGAGGUGGACCUGGCUGCUUGGUGACAGGCCUCCUGCCCCAGUCCCUGCAGGGCAGGGGUGGGGGUGAGAUGGAAACCAGUGCCUUCAAGUCAUUUGUGUCAAAACUCUCUGGUGCCCGGAGGCCACAUGGCUGUCCUCUUAGCAAUAAACACUGUGCUGUCUGUCAUCUGGAGUCCUGAUCCUGGCCCUGGGUGUGGCUCGUGGCCUUCACCUUGUGCAAGCCGGGCAGCCGUGCGCCCAAAAACACGUGAAAUCCUGGAGGGAGGUUGCGCUGUCACUGCUUGUAUCCUGCAGAACGGGAAACUGAGGCUCGGCGAGGGCCUGGCCCAGGAUUCUAUACCGCAAAGAAGACCCUGUCCUGCUCCUCUGGCCUUGUGCAAAACAGUAGUAACAGCUACUAUUUAUCCCGGGGACCAUGUGUCCGACACCUGAGACAGGGUUUCUCAUUUAACCUGCCCGCACAGCCCAGUGGGAAGCCUGUGUUUUGUCAUCAUUUUACAGAUAGGGAAACUGAGGCAGGGAACUGCUAAGGUCCCAGCUGGGAUUAGAACCCAGAGCCUGCUCUCAACCAGGAAGCUGCUGUGUGCAUCCCUUUCCCUCCACUGUGCUACGGGUGCAUGCGCAUGCGGUCGACCUUCACUCUUUGCAGUAGUUCCGUUUCAUGAAGCUGUGGCAAAGAGUUGAAUCAGGGAGUACUGGACUCUUUGGCGGAACGGCUGGGUUUCUAUGAGUCUCCGGUCGCAUUUUUGUCAAGUGUUUGAUACAUGGCCUUGUUUUGUGUGUGUGUUAAGAUACCGUGUUUAUUAUAUGUACUGCUGAUUUGUUAGCAUUGACCUCACCCCCAACAGCAGGUUAACUCACACCUGAGCAAAGCUUAUCUAACACGUGUUGUCUCUGAAAGGCACGUUGCAGCCUCCUGGAGCUUAGGGACACCCUCCAGCACUAAGCUCAGGACCUUUUAUAAACAAUGCCAAGGAAAAGCAUAAAAAUGUGGAAAAUAGACUGCAAAAAGACUCGUUUACAGCCUGUGUGCACCUCCGCUGUGGACAUGCGCCUCCUGGGACUCGAAGUUCUCCCUGCUCCGUGCCUGUCUUCCAGUGACCACAAAAGCACCAGGAGUAUGUGGAUUUGCAAAUCUGGAAUCUGCCAAUAAUGAGGGUUGACUGUGAGAAAUUAACUGCCCCAGGCUCACGUUCUGUCACCUGUGUGCUUCCCCUUUCUGCUCUCCCCCACAUCGCUGUGGCAGCAGGGUGGCCCGGGCUCUGCCGCUGUCAGGAAUGUCCCCAGACCUCUGUGGCUCAGAAAGGCGAAGGCUUUUUUCUCAUCCACACCACAUCCCCGCGGCGGUGAUGCAGCGGACUCUGCCGGGUGUAGUUGUGCAGAAAUCCACCUGGAGGGGCGGCCCCUAUCCGCCCUGACGGUGGGGACAGAUAGGCUCAGGGAGUCUUGCAUUGUUAGUUAAAUACCCUGGCCAGGAAGUACCUUCCUCAAGUUCUGCUCACAGCUCAUUGGCCGGAACAGGUCCCAUGGGACCUGAAGGAACCACCCAACGUGGCCCCUGUGUCUAGCAACACUGCCCCAGGGGUCUCAUGUCGGGGGACUGCCCUGCACAAGGUUCUGAAGGAAGAGGGUUCCCUGCUCUGUGGUCUGAGAGGCAAAAUUCUACUCUGGGGGUCUGAUGGGGGGAGACUAGCCUUGUUUUAGGGUCUGAAGGGGGAGACAAGCCCCAGCUCUGGUUUGAGGAAGGAGAGGCAAA
Pteronotus mesoamericanus is the source of this 2773-nucleotide messenger RNA. RefSeq names its product multivesicular body subunit 12A (gene MVB12A). Gene Ontology annotation, cellular component: ESCRT I complex; cytosol. The record is from RefSeq and is a predicted model, not a curated record. Gene Ontology annotation, biological process: endosome to lysosome transport via multivesicular body sorting pathway; receptor catabolic process; viral budding. NCBI's taxonomy places the organism in Eukaryota, Metazoa, Chordata, Mammalia, Chiroptera, Mormoopidae. The transcript has 9 exons. Bases 65 to 880 code for a protein of 271 amino acids.